AUGCUCCAGAAGAGCUCGCAGAUGAUGCAGGUGAAUCGGCAUGAGCAACUGAGCGUGAGGACGACGCCCACGAACGACGCCGAGUGCAAGGCCGUGAAGGGCAUCAACACGGGCCUGCCCAUCGUCUACGACUCCAGCUGCCCCGGCCUGUGCUGUUUCGAGGACCAGCCGUGCAGGUACAACAACACGGGCUGCUACUCCGCAGCCUUGGCGCAGCAGAAGGUGAGGACGACGCCCACGAACGACGCCGAGUGCAAGGCCGUGAAGGGCAUCAACACGGGCCUGCCCAUCGUCUACGACUCCAGCUGCCCCGGCCUGUGCUGCUUCGAGGACCAGCCGUGCAGGUACAACAACACGGGCUGCUACUCCGCAGCCUUGGCGCAGCAGAAGGUGAGGACGACGCCCACGAACGACGCCGAGUGCAAGCUGCCCCGGCCUGUGCUGCUUCGAGGACCAGCCGUGCAGGUACAACAACACGGGCUGCUACUCCGCAGCCUUGGCGCAGCAGAAGGUGAGGACGACGCCCACGAACGACGCCGAGUGCAAGGCCGUGAAGGGCAUCAACACGGGCCUGCCCAUCGUCUACGACUCCAGCUGCCCCGGCUUGUGCUGCUUCGAGGACCAGCCGUGCAGGUACAACAACACGGGCUGCUACUGAGGGGAGAGCUGUUGUGUAUUGUGGGUGGCCAAGAUGUGCUGCCGCACUAG
Messenger RNA from Prorocentrum cordatum, 708 nucleotides. The record is from the annotation of a GenBank genome assembly. Lineage: Eukaryota; Dinophyceae; Prorocentrales; Prorocentraceae.